This is a messenger RNA of Sclerotinia sclerotiorum 1980 UF-70, 2451 nucleotides long. RefSeq lists its product as hypothetical. The coding region runs from base 1 to 2451 and encodes 816 amino acids. Gene Ontology annotation, molecular function: flavin adenine dinucleotide binding; oxidoreductase activity, acting on CH-OH group of donors. Lineage: Eukaryota; Fungi; Ascomycota; Leotiomycetes; Helotiales; Sclerotiniaceae. The transcript is spliced from 2 exons. The record is from RefSeq and is a predicted model, not a curated record.
AUGCGCACUUCUUUACUAGCCCUUGGCUUUACCGCCGGAGCUCUUGCUCAAACAGCUACUUCAUAUGUGGACACCAACACAGGUAUCACAUUCCAAGGUGCUACGGACACCACUGGGUUCAAGUUUGGUAUGGUCAUGGAGGCCAAUGCUACGUCUGACUUCAUCGGUCAAAUCGUCUUUCCAAGCACAGCUGGCUCAGGCUAUGGAGGUGUUUCAUUAACUGGUUCUAUGGUUGGUAGUAUGUUGAUUGUCGCCUGGCCUAGUGGAACUGAUGUUAUCGCAUCGCUGCGCGAGACUAGUGGAUAUACUUCUCCAGGUGUCUACGCGAACAACACGGCACAGCUAUUGCCGAUUGCGAACGGUACCUUUGUCAACUCAACUCAUAUGUCAUACACUUUCCUUUGCCAGGCUUGCAUUGGCAACACUUAUACCAUGGCUGCUGGUGCUAGCCAAGUCAUCGUUGGAUGGGCUCUUGGCAAUGGCACUGUUACAAAUGCUGCAUCUGCGAAUGAUGCGACUUUCACCUACCACGGUACUGGAUUUGGUAAUUUUGCUAUCCAAACCGCCAGUGCUGUGAACAUCAACUACGCCACAUGGGUUGCCACGGCUAGCAAUGUCACUGCAAGCAAUACAGCCGCAUCUAACUCCACCAAAGUUUGCUCAAACAAUGCCGUGUCUACUUCUAACUCAACCUACGACUAUAUCAUCGCGGGUGCCGGCCCAGCGGGUAUCAUAGUCGCAGAGCGUCUCGCAGAGAGUGGUGCAUCUGUCUUGAUGUUGGAAAGAGGAAAUGUUUCCACUUAUGCAAGUGGAGGUAGAGCCACUGUCCCAUGGAACGACACCGUUACCCAAUAUGAUGUUCCUUCCAUGGCAUACUAUCUCACAACCGCCUCUGUCAGUGAUGAAUACUGCCCGGACACUGCAUCAAUGGCUGGAUGUCUUCUUGGAGGAGGAACUAUGGUCAAUGCACUGAUGUUCGUCCGCCCACAAAAAGUUGAUUUCGAUGACAAAUGGCCAACCGGAUGGAAAUGGACCGAUGUCAGUGCAUCCGCCGAUCGACUUUACGAGCGUAAUCCAGGUACUACCAAUCCUACUGCGAACUCUCAACGAUAUGACCAAAGCGCAUGGAACGUUUUCUCUUCAUUCUUGGGUGGCCUUGGAUGGUCCGAAGUUGAUGCUAUCAAAUCACCAAACGAGAAGACUCAAGUUUACUCUCAUCCCCCAUGGGAUAUCCAGGAUGGUCUUCGUGCUGGGCCAGUCAAGUCUUACUACCCUCUUGCUACUGCUAUGACCAACUUCAAGGCUCAAUUCAAUACCAUGGUUGUUAGAGGCAUCCGAAGCACUUCCAACAGCACGAGCUCCACCUUCUCUGGUGUUGAAGUUGAGAACUCCAGCAGUGGUGUCCGUCAAAUCAUUAACCUUAAUACAGGUGGUAAACUCAUCCUCGCUGGUGGAGCCAUGUCUACUCCCCGUAUCUUGAUUAACAGUGGUAUUGGUCCAGCUGAUCAGAUUAACAUCGUUAAAAAUGGAAGCAGCUGUGUUACUAUGCCAGUUGAAUCUGACUGGAUCAACCUUCCGGUUGGAAAGAAUCUCAAGGACCACCCAAUCUUUACCCUUGCUUUUAACAUCACCGGUUCUAUAGCUAGCAACGCCACCUCCAUGAUGUCGACUGAUUUCACCUCUCCAAGCACCGCCAAUGUUGAUCUCUUUGCCCAACAGAGUGGUCCACUCGUUCAGUCCGGUCAAAGAUUAAACUUCUGGACAUCCCUCAACACCACUAAUGGCAUCAAAUACUUCCAAGGAACCUGUAACUCCCCCGCUGAAGGUCAAGUCCGCAUCAAGCUCUACCUUACCCACGGUUUGACAUCAACCGGCGUUCUUGGAGUCACCAGCGCCGGCGCUACAGAAUUUACGACUAACCCAUGGAUGAACACCGCUGACGAUCGAUCCGCCAUGGAAAACAUAAUCGACUACUUCCUCAACGCCGCUAAGAGCAGUACUAUACUCAAACCCACCGAUAGCAGUAUCACUGGUUCUUCUUUGGUCUCUGCUGGGAAUUACGUUACUGGUGCUCAUUUCACCGGUACUACUAUUAUGGGCGAAAGCAAUGACGGAUCUUCCGUCGUUGAUACCGAUACCAAGGUUUGGGGAACAGAUAAUCUUUUCGUGGUGGAUGCCUCUAUCCAUCCUGAUUUGCCCACUGGUAAUACUCAGGCUAUUGUUAUGGUUGCUGCUGAGCACGCCGCGCAGAAGAUCUUGGCGUUGAGUGGAAAGACUAUUUCUUCUAAUAACACUACUACUCCUUAUCCAUCUGGUCGCAACAGUACUUCCCCGGGCUCGACUACCUCGGGAGCUACAACAUCUGCUUCCUCGACGGCUACUAGCGUUGUUGUUGGUGGUGACGAUGAUGAUGAUGAUACCUGCCCAUUUGGCUACGAACUUGAUGAAUAG